GUAUGUAUCUCAGCUACAGCCACAGUCUAGUCUGACUUCAGCAUGGACGGCUUCGCUUACAACCCGGACACGGCUGGCAACCUCUACAACCCUAACAGGACUCCUCACUACUCUUUGCUACUGGUCACCCUCUACAGCUUAGUGAUUUUGGAGAUAGGAGGUCAUGGUGCGACAGCGACAUCAUUCUUUUACACAGGAUACGACAGAACCAGUGACCAGGAGCUGAGGAUAAUGAUGGUGGGGAAGACUGGGACUGGGAAGAGCGCAACUGGAAACACCAUCCUGGGACGAGAGUGUUUUGACUCCAGGUUCAGUGCUAAGUCGUUGACAGUGGUCUGUUCCAAAGGUGAAGGUACAGUAAAUGGUUGGAAGGUUGCUGUCAUCGACACCCCGGGGCUGUUUGACACCAGAUUUGAGAUGGAGAAGACAGAGAAAGACGCGACCCAGUGCAUCACGUACGCUGCUCCUGGACCCCACGUGUUCUUAGUGGUCAUCAGGCUGGGCAGGUACACUGAGGAGGAGAUGAAGACAGUGCAGAGGAUUCAGGAGAUCUUUGGCCAGGCAGCAGACAGAUACAUUAUGGUUCUCUUUACUCACGGGGACCAGCUUGACGGGACCACGAUUGAGGACUUCUUGGAUGAAAGCCCUGACCUUCUGGGACUGUUAGCCAGAUGUAACUGGCAGUACCACGUCUUCAACAACAAGAACAAAGAUCGCUUUCAGGUGACCUUGUUGCUCCGAAAGAUCAGAAGUCUUGUUGAGGAGAACAGAGGGAACCACUACACCAACGAGAUGUUCCAAAAGGUCCAGAGGGCUCUGGAGGAGGAGAAACAACGCAUCCUGGAAGAGAAAGAAGAAAAGGAACGCAAAGAAAGAGAAGAGCUGGAGCGCAAAGCAAAGGCUCAGUUUGAGAAAGAUGUGAUUGAGAUUAAUGAGCAGUUUCAGACUGAGAGAGAGAGGGAGAGGAAGGAGGGAGAGGAGCAGAGGAAGAGGGAGAAGGAGGAGAUGGAGCAGGAGAGAAAGACGGAGAGGGAGGAGAGAGAAGCACAGAAGAAGAGAGAGAGAGAGGUGUGGGAAGAGGAGAUGAGAAGACUGAAACAGCAGUAUACAGUUGAUCUUUAAUAUCUUUUCAAAACAGCUGAAACAAAAUUUUUCAACAACAAAAGAAAACUGUCUAAAUAAUCGGAAAGAAUCAGCAAAAAGACAAAGAAAACAGGAAAGUUCUCUUUCCCUUAAUAGGAAAUAUGCAGUUGCAGAAUACUUACGCACUGUGAUUGAUCCACAGCUGAGGAAAGGCUUGACCUCGUACAGACUCAGUGAACACAACUUUGGUAUUAUGACAGGACGCCACAGACAAAGCUGGACCCCUAGACUGUCACCGACUGCUGCCAACAGGAGGUGGAAACAGAGCUUCACUUUCUAACUGUCUUCUUUCCACCUGUCCUUUCAGCACAGACAUCAGAGAAGUUCUUUCCACUUUUCCCCAGCCCUCCAAAGUUCACUCCAUGUGGACAACACUUAGAAUAGGCCAGUGUAAGUGCCCUCUAAUUGGACGAAUUUGACAGAGUGCCUUAUAAAGUUCCCCUUUAAGUGAACAGUAUCUGAUAAUAUGCCCUCUUUACAGCCCUCUCAGUUGAAAAGAUGCCAAAAUUCCCUCUGCCCUCUUAGGUUUACAUUAUUUGAUAUCGUGCCCUUUAAGAUGUCAAUCUAUCUAGUUGGACAAAAUUGGACAAAGGUCUAGGUCACCCCUUUAAAUGGUAAAAUGUUGACAAAAUGCCCUUAAAAUUCCCAUUUAGAAGACAAAAUUGGACAGUUUGCCCUCUAGGGUUUCCAUAGAAAGGGCAAUAAACGAUUAAUUGCCCUUCCUAUGAACUAAAUUUGAUAAUGUCCCCAUUAUGGUGUUCUGCGGGUGGACAAC
Messenger RNA from Cheilinus undulatus (humphead wrasse), 1918 nucleotides. RefSeq names its product GTPase IMAP family member 9-like. Gene Ontology annotation, molecular function: GTP binding. NCBI's taxonomy places the organism in Eukaryota, Metazoa, Chordata, Actinopteri, Labriformes, Labridae. The coding region runs from base 43 to 1122 and encodes 359 amino acids. The record is from RefSeq and is a predicted model, not a curated record. The transcript is spliced from 4 exons.